AUGGCACGGCUGGGCCUUCUCGGGGCCAUCCUCCUCGUCUCACCUUUACGAUCACCAGGUUUUGCCAGCAAUUCUUCGGCUUGCUCGCUGCCCGAUGGCUGUGUUGCUGGCUUUUCAGAGAAUGAAGAAGAGAAUAUCCAGGUCAAACUGCUUCAGGUCAACGUGGAGUUAGGGAGGACAGCGGAUGCCCGGGAGCAUCCCGGUGGGCGGCGGUCGCUGGCUGAAAGACUUCGAGAGGGAUGGCAACGCAAAUUCUUGCCUGUCACCACUUCGAUCCUCUUGCCACAUGGUUUCGCGUUCGUGAUUGCGCAGUUCCUGAUCCGGCGCCACCGAAACAAGAAGGCCGAGUGCUUUACGGACCCACAGGAGGAUGCUCCCAGGAGUCUGCCCUACAUCGCUGGAAGAGUUGGUCCGAUGUGGCUGAUCCACGCACUGUCCGUGUUCGUCUAUGCAGUGUCGGCGCCAAGCGCUGACUACAUGUACCUGAACUCUUUUGCAAAGCACUAUGCCGAUGGCCAUCCUACGGAUUGUUCCACAGCGAUGGACACGAUGCCGUGCAGCCGGGCGGUCGUCGAUGUGACGCAAAUACAGGUCAUUCGAGGGUUUGCAUUGCCCAUUAUCCAAUUCUUCGCUGGACCUGCGUUGGGAGCCAUCAGCGACGCCUUCGGUCGGCGCCCAGGAGUAAUUUUGAUACGAAUUGCAUUUGUAAUUUCGACCGGGACUGGAGCAGCGGUUGCUUGGUUUGACCUCUCUGUCUGGAUUGAUUUUUGGAUUGGGUUUCUUGGGAUGAUCCCUUUCCUUCCAGUGCCCCUCGCUUGGUAUAUCGACCGCAUUGACCAUACGCCCAGCAUUGUCAUGGCCACAGCUCUGAUCGAAAGCUCCUGCACUCUUGGUUCAAUUCUGGGCUCUCUCCUUGGUGGCUUCCUCAGCCUCAAGGUUGCAAUGCUAAUUGGCUUCUUGGGGAAGCUGGUGUGUUUGCUGCUUGCACUAUUCGCCUUACCAGAGUCGCUUCCGGAAGAAAGGCGAAUCCGGUUUACCUGGUCCAGUUUGCUUCCCACUGCAGCACUCCGGGUGCUUUUCCAGAGCCCUCUGGUGGAGAAGCUUACAGCGAUUGCCGUCAUAGAUUCAUUCCACUACAAUGGCUUUUACACCAUGAUGAACCGCUUUUUUCAGCAGCAUCUCGCAUUUACUCGGCAAGAGAUGUAUCUGCAGGCCAUGAUAGCACAAUUCUCAGACAUCGUCUGGCUGACCUUGGGCGUGUCUGCGCUUUGGCCUAUCCUUGGGCAGGUUGGCAUCCUGGUUUCGAGUACACUUGCGACGGCCUUGUCGGAUGUGCUGUUGAUGAUGGCGGGGAAGAGCUGGCAGGUGAACCUGAACUGCCUGAUCUUGGGAGGUUUGGGGAACAUGAACGGCUGCGUCAUUGCCGGCAUUGCCGGUCGAGCCGCCUCCCAGGAGAAGCAGGCGAUGUUCCAGAGUGCGCUGAACCUCGCGAUCCAGGUCAGCAGCGCGCUGGGCCCUGCAGCCUUCAUGACCGUCUACCAGCUGUGUGACCCCACGGCGCCGGGGGCUCCACAGUGGAGGAUGUCCGUCUACGUGCUGUAUGGAGUCAUGUUUGCCGUUCCGAGCCUGAUGCUUUCACUGGCACUUCGCAGAUUUAUCGAAGAAGAGAAGGACCACGACUCCGGCUUCAGCAGUUGA
Messenger RNA from Symbiodinium sp. CCMP2456, 1698 nucleotides. The record is from the annotation of a GenBank genome assembly. Lineage: Eukaryota; Dinophyceae; Suessiales; Symbiodiniaceae.